This is a messenger RNA of Rhagoletis zephyria (snowberry fruit fly), 1185 nucleotides long. Its product is annotated as AH receptor-interacting protein. The record is from RefSeq and is a predicted model, not a curated record. NCBI's taxonomy places the organism in Eukaryota, Metazoa, Arthropoda, Insecta, Diptera, Tephritidae. Gene Ontology annotation, molecular function: protein binding; peptidyl-prolyl cis-trans isomerase activity.
ACUAUCCUCGAUAGUCAUGUACUGUCGAUAGUCCAAAACCAUCGAUACUAUCGAUAGUCCCAUUUAUAGUUUAGAAGUUCUAAUAACAGUGCAAUCUGGGUUUCAGAUCCAACUUCCAAACAUAAACAUGACUCCUUCAAUCGACGACGCUUUGAUAACAAAACAGACACUACAUCCUGGCAAAGAAUACAUUUCAUUAAAGCCUGGCACCCGUGUAAAAUUCCAUUUCCAAACGCGCAAAGCCUACGAUGGGCAGUUGCUGGACGACAGCCGUGCAAUGAGCCAUCCAAUGGAGCUGGUACUUGGUAAGAAAUUCAAAUUGGAAGUCUGGGAAGUUAUCGUACAAAAGAUGGCACUCAAUGAAGUCGCUAAAUUUACUGUACAUAAAUCCCUUGUCACCCAAUACCCCUUCAUCUCGAAAACAUUGCGAGAUGUUUCAAAAAACACACACGAAAGAAGUCACUGUUGUGGAAUGACGUUACAGAACGAAGGAAUCGGUUACAAAGACCUCGAUGACCUUCUUGCAAAACCAUGUGAUUUGGAAUUCAUCAUCGAAUUAUUCUCGAUUGAACACCCAGAAGAAUACGAGAAGGAACGUUGGCAAAUGGACGAUGCAGAGAAAAUGAACGCACAAGCAGUAUUGCGGGAAAAGGGUAAUCAGUUAUACAGAGAAAAAAAGUAUAAAGAGGCAGAGGAAUGCUAUUGCAAGGCGGUGGGUAUGAUUGAACAACUUAUGACAAAAGAAAAACCGCACGACGAAGAAUGGCUGGCAUUAGCUAAAAUCAAAGUUCCUUUGCUUUUAAAUUACGCACAGUGUCGGCUUUUAGAUUGCGAUUAUUAUGCGGUCAUAGAGCAUUGCACUGAAGCACUUGACUUGGAUAAAAAUAACAUAAAGGCUUUAUUCCGUCGGGCUAAAGCACACGCAGGGGCAUGGAAUCCGGUAGAAGCCCGUAGGGAUUUUCUCAAAGCUGCGGAGUUAGAUCCAGGUCUAAAAGCGGCUGUAAAUAAGGAAUUACAAGCGCUCGAUGAAGGGCAACGUAUCAGGGAUGCCGAGGAUAAAAAACGACUGCAAAAGCUCUUCUAGAAAUUAACAGCCUCAUUGCGUAAGUCGUAAAUUAGGUUAAAUUGUACGACUCGACAACAGCAGCAUUGUCUAUUGUCGUACUGAAAUAAGUAAACGACCAA